Dentiscutata heterogama is the source of this 855-nucleotide messenger RNA. The record is from the annotation of a GenBank genome assembly. NCBI's taxonomy places the organism in Eukaryota, Fungi, Glomeromycota, Glomeromycetes, Diversisporales, Gigasporaceae.
AUGAAUCUUCAAAUAAUGGCUGGGACUUCUUAUGCAAAAUAUUAUACCCAAGAAAAAAAUACAGAAUUGCUCAAAUGGUGCAACUGGCCAUUUUUUAUCUUAUGCUUAGCUGGACCUUGGAUGUGUGUUUUAGAAGCGGUGUAUGUUGAGAAACCUAUUGUAGAUCUCUUAAUGGAUCUCAUACCUCUCAUUCCUACAAAUAUUCGAGAUUAUACAGAGCGAGAAACAGGGCUUUUGGCUAGAAUUAUGGAAUUGGAACAAUCUGCAAAAGAGAAUGAAAAUAACAGGAAGUUAAGAGAUACCGAAAUCAAUGAGCUUAGAUCCAGAAUUUCAAAAUUAGAACAGAUGCAAUCGCAAACUGAUGAAAAGAAUAACUUUAUUGUUAAAUCAGAUGACGAUGCUAAGGAAAUUAAUCAAUUUUCAAUAAUACCUAAGGCAUCAGUUCUUUUAACUUUGAUAUUCAGAAAUACUGAACUCAGAAAGUCUGAAAUUUUGGCCAGAGUGCCCUUGCUGAAAAAUAGUUAUAGAAAAAAAGGUGCAAAAAAUAUUUCUCAAAUGAUAUCUGAUGGUAAUUUAUUAUUCACACCUCAAAUCGCUCCAGCUGAGGUAGAGAAUCAUAAUAACUAUGAUGAGGUAUAUUAUAAUGAUGAGGUGUGUUUUGAUAAUCCCACAUCUCACUACAACAAUGAUUCUGAAGAAGAAAGGCUAAAUGAAUCAGAUAAUGACAGAUAUAAUGGAUAUGAUAGAUAUGAUGAAUAUGGUAGAUGCAAUAGAGGCUAUUAUUAUUGUGACAGAAGAUACGAAAGAAAAAGCUCACCAAUGAUAAGUUCUAUUAUUUUACCAGUAACUGCUUAG